AGUGAAAGUCACUAACCCGACCCGUGCGGUAAAAAUGAUGAGGUUAUAUUUUUGAAAUAAUCUUUCCAUAAAAGUUUGGUCGAAUAAUGGCUUUAACACUGUUGGGGAAGCGUAUUUUGUCGCGAAGACCGCAUUUACUCAAUUCAAUAAGAAAAAAUGGUUACAUCGUUUUGGUGCCAGAAAUAGGUGAAGAUUUACCAGAGAAGAAUCCACUUCUUCAAAAUGACGGUCUUCCUGAAUUCAACAACAUCACCAUUGAAAACUGCAUGGCUGCGAUUGCAAAACAAACUCUCGACUUGGAAGCUGGUGUGAAAGAAAUCGAAACCACGUUGGAAGAACGAGGCACCCGGGACAUUUUUAAAGACGUAUUUCAAGUUUUGGAAGAGAUGGUAGCCCCCCUAGACCUGACAUGGGGCCUAUCAAAGACUUUAUACUUAGGUAACAGUAGUUUAAUGCCCACGAAAAGUUACUUAGCCAUCCAUGACCGUGCAAAAAGGGCCCGUGCGGCGAAAUUUAACAGCUCCGUCAUUUACGAUUCGGUUAAAAAAGAAUUGGGGAGCGAAAACACUCACAGUGAGGAGGAAAUUAGGGUAUUGAACAAAUUCGCACUAGAGGGAAAAUUAAACGGUUUGGAACUCUCUGAUUCAGGGAAAGUCCAAUUAAAACAAUACAUUAACAAACUCACAUCUGAACGGAUGCAAUUUAAACAAAAAGUCGACAUUUGUACGAAACAAUUUUCUCACAUUAUUCGAGACCCAUCAGUAGUGAGAGACUUUCCGUUAGAUUUGUUGAAAUCCACGGCUUCAAAUCCCUCGAAGCCGCUCGAGGGGCCGUGGAAAGUGACCCUUGACCCCAAUAUUUACCUACCGAUUAUGCAACACUGUCCUGAACGGGAAAUUCGGUGGAAUGUCUGGCAAGCUUUGGUGAAUCGGGGGUCGGGGUAUGGCGACCGCGAUUUAUCAACUGGGGUCCACUUGGAGGAAAUUAGGUCUGCGAGACGCGACCUAGCGAAAUUACUGGGUUUUGAAACGUAUGCAGACUUAUCAAUGGAGACUAAAAUGGCAGAACGUGUGGAAAACGUAAACAACAUGUUGAACACCCUCCUUGAGAAGGCCAAACCAGCGCAAGAAAAAGAAUUGGCGAGUUUGUACGAGUUUGCUCUCGAGCGGGGGUUCAAAGGGGGCAGAAUCGAACUCUGGGACGUCCCGUAUUGGAGAAAAAAGCAACUCAACACAUUAUUUAAUUACAAUGAGGCGGAAUUCAAAAAUUAUUUUCCACUACCGACCGUUUUGAACGGUGUAUUCGAACUAUCCGAGAGAUUAUUCAACAUUGUAAUAAAACAACGAAACGACAUAUCGACUUGGCACAAAGAUGUGAAAUUUUAUGAUGUUUUCGAGCACCAUACAAGUGCCCCAAUUGCUGGUUUUUAUCUUGACCCGUAUGCAAGGUCCGAUGAGAAGAUCACAAUCCAGCAAAGCAAUGGUUGGAUGGUGGGGAUCCAAAGUCAGAGCAAAAUAUCCGCUACCAAACCGUUGGCAGCUCUAAUUUUCAAUUUUGAGCCCCCUUUGGGCAACAAACAAUCUCACUUGACGUUCAAAGAAGUCAGAUAUUUGUUCCACAAGUUCGGGUUGGCUUUGCAACAUUUACUCAGUAGUACCACCUAUUCGGAAGUCUCAGGGUCCUCUAAUAUUGAGUGGGACGCGGUUGAAGUUGGUGGUCACGUUUUGGCACAUUGGUUGUAUAAUAAAGAGACAAUUCAGAGUAUUUCCAGUCAAGAAAAACUCCCCGAAAAUAUGUUUGAUUGUCUGAUGGAAGCUCACAAGCAUUUAGCCGGGAUUGACUUAUCCAGGGAGUUGUACUUGGCAGCCCUAGAUCUAGAAUUGCACCACUCGACGGAAUAUUGGUUGGAAAUAGUCAAGAAACUGUGGCCCCAAUUCCGAUGCUUCCCGCUUGAUAAAGUCGAUUCGCACCCAUGUUCCUUCACCCAGAUUUUCACGGAAGAGUGGGCUGCGGCUUAUUAUUCGCACGUUUGGUCGAGGAUGAUCGCCGCUGAUGUGUAUAGCGCGUUUCAUGAAGUUCAAGGAGAUGACCAAAAAAUUAGAGAAGUUGGAAAGAGAUACAGGGAGACGUUUUUGUCUCUGGGGGGUAGUUGCCAUCCUAGUAAAGUUUUUAGGAAGUUUAGGGGACGAGAUCCGUCACCGAAUGCUCUACUUAGGUCUCUAGGUUUAAAGAAAAGUAAAAUAGAGAGUUAAUUUGUACAUGUCUUGUAAAGUAAUUAAAAACUGUUAAUCUGU
Messenger RNA from Tribolium madens (black flour beetle), 2294 nucleotides. Its product is annotated as probable cytosolic oligopeptidase A. Gene Ontology annotation, molecular function: metalloendopeptidase activity. The record is from RefSeq and is a predicted model, not a curated record. Gene Ontology annotation, biological process: proteolysis; peptide metabolic process. Lineage: Eukaryota; Metazoa; Arthropoda; Insecta; Coleoptera; Tenebrionidae. The coding region runs from base 87 to 2252 and encodes 721 amino acids. The transcript is spliced from 2 exons.